AUGCCGGUUUUUAUUCAUAAAUACAUCAACCGGAUCGUCAAUGUGGUGGGGGACGGUAAUUGUGGAUUCCGGGCCGUAUCAGCUUUGCUUGAUAAGGGAGAGAAUGCCCAUGAGCUUGUCCGUCAUGAUCUUAUCAAAGAAUUGGUGAACCAUAAAGACUCGUACACGCGGGUAUUUGAAGACGAAAUGAAAUUUGAAUCGGUAAACGAGGUUCUUGUUCCUUGGAGUGGCGCUUACGCACUGGUUUCGCAUUGGAUGAGAUUCUCGGACAUGGGACAUCUAAUUGCAUCCGCAUAUGAAAUCGUGUGUAUUGACUUGACGCAUUACGGUUUUUCGGAAACCUUUUUCCCGCUCCGCACGACACCUCAUACAAAUCCAAUUGAUCGUAUUAUAUGUGUUGGAUGGUUCGCCAAAUCGCGUCAUUUUGUACAAGUUUACUCGAAACUGGGAUGCACCAUACCACAUACUUCACCAGAAUGGGCACUUUAUCACACCGACGUUGCCGAUACGUGA
Vicia villosa (hairy vetch) is the source of this 513-nucleotide messenger RNA. RefSeq lists its product as uncharacterized. Lineage: Eukaryota; Viridiplantae; Streptophyta; Magnoliopsida; Fabales; Fabaceae. The transcript has a single exon. The record is from RefSeq and is a predicted model, not a curated record. The coding region runs from base 1 to 513 and encodes 170 amino acids.